AUGUCACAACUACACCUUAUCAACCCCACCGACCUCCAAAACUUUGUCACCCAAAUCCUCAUCGCAAAUGGCACCUCUAGCACCCACGCAGACAUCGUCUCCAAAUGCCUUGUCUCCGCCGAUCUCCGCGGGGUAGACACCCACGGCAGCAACCGAAUCCCCUCUUACAUGGAGCGGAUCCGACAAAAAGCACUCGACGCCUCCGCAAUCCCCACACUGGAACAGAAAACGCCCGUGGCAGCUCAAGUCGACGGCCACAAUGGCUUUGGCUUUGUUGCCGCGCAUAUGGCCAUGGAGCACGCGAUCGAGAUGGCCCAGACCUUCGGCAUGGGGAUGGUCUCGGUCAAACAUUCGAACCAUUUCGGGAUGUCUGCAUGGCUCGUCAAGCAAGCGCUCGACGCGGGGAUGAUGUCGCUUGUUUUCACGAAUAGCUCGCCUGCGCUACCAGUCUGGGGCGGACGGGAGAAACUGAUGGGGGUUUCGCCGAUUGCAUGUGGGGCUCCGAGUGGGGACGGAACGAGGCCGUUUAUUCUGGAUAUGGCACCUUCAAUUGCGGCUCGAGGGAAGAUUUAUAAGGCGUUGCGGAGAGGAGAGAAGAUCCCCGAUGAUUGGGCGUUGGAUAAAGAUGGGAAUCGGACGGAUGAUCCGGCGAAGGCGUUGGAGGGCGUGAUGUUGCCUAUGGGGGGGCCCAAGGGGUCUGCGCUGUCGAUUAUGAUGGAUGUGUUCUCUGGCGUGUUCUCUGGAGCGGCGUUUGCGGGACAUGUUACUAACCCAUAUGAUCCGUCGAAGCCGGCUGAUGUAGGACACUUCAUUGUGGCUAUUAAACCGGAUUUGUUCAUGAGUAUGGAGGAGUUCAAGGGACGAAUGGAUUAUCUGUACAAGAGAGUUGUAGAAUCGGAGAAGAUGGCUGGCGUGGAGAGGAUUUAUUUUCCUGGAGAAUUGGAGAUUAUCACCGAGGAGAAGAGGCUGAUUGAGGGGAUUCCCUUUGCAGAGACUGAGAUUGCAAGCUUGAAUAAGGAGGCCGAUCUCGCUGGCGUUGAGCACUUGAAAGUGCAGGUUAGUAGUUAA
Messenger RNA from Penicillium longicatenatum, 1068 nucleotides. RefSeq names its product Ldh family oxidoreductase. The transcript has a single exon. Gene Ontology annotation, molecular function: oxidoreductase activity. Lineage: Eukaryota; Fungi; Ascomycota; Eurotiomycetes; Eurotiales; Aspergillaceae. The coding region runs from base 1 to 1068 and encodes 355 amino acids. The record is from RefSeq and is a predicted model, not a curated record.